Lodderomyces jiufengensis is the source of this 528-nucleotide messenger RNA. RefSeq lists its product as uncharacterized. The coding region runs from base 1 to 528 and encodes 175 amino acids. The transcript has a single exon. The record is from RefSeq and is a predicted model, not a curated record. Lineage: Eukaryota; Fungi; Ascomycota; Pichiomycetes; Serinales; Debaryomycetaceae.
AUGUUAUUACAAACAAUACUUAGACAAUCAAAAACGACUCAAUUGUUUUCAUUCAAACAACAAUUUAGACUUUUAACUAAAUAUUCCAAAAAUCCAAAAAUUUUUAUUCAUGAAAACCCUCCAAAACAUUUUAAUUUCUCAUUAUCAUCAAAACCAGAAGCAAUAACCAUAGGUUCAUCAACUUCAAAUGAUCCAACCCCACAAGAUUUUAAAAUAAAUGAUCAAUUCAAGCAAUUACUAGAUAAGACAUUUGAAACUAAAAUAUAUGAUGAUUUUUCAUUUAUAAUGGAAGCAGGUACAAAUGCUGAUUCAUUUAUGCCAAUUUAUGAUUUUAGAGAAAUUCCAGAAUAUUCAAGACGUCCUUAUAUUGAAGAUGUAUUUGGUUAUGUACAAGUUGAUAGUAAAGGUAAAAUUCAACCACAAAGUUGGCAAAAAAAUGAAAUGUAUCAAAUUUGUAGUGGUAAAACUGGAUUACCUCAUUUUAGUGAGUAUAUGUAUGAAACAUUACAAGAAGAAUGUGAAAAAUGA